Wickerhamiella sorbophila is the source of this 591-nucleotide messenger RNA. Its product is annotated as Thiosulfate sulfurtransferase RDL1, mitochondrial. The record is from RefSeq and is a predicted model, not a curated record. Bases 1 to 591 code for a protein of 196 amino acids. Gene Ontology annotation, cellular component: mitochondrion. NCBI's taxonomy places the organism in Eukaryota, Fungi, Ascomycota, Dipodascomycetes, Dipodascales, Trichomonascaceae. The transcript has a single exon. Gene Ontology annotation, molecular function: thiosulfate-cyanide sulfurtransferase activity.
AUGCUUUCUCGCACUGGUAACGCUGUAGCUCGAGUAGCACCGCUUGCACUUAGCAGAUCAUUCGCCACACGCAAUGUUUUCAAUUCGCUAUAUGUAGCCAAGCCGGUUGCCCAGACUGUGGCUGGUAAGCUGCUCCGUGACCAUCCGGUAGUGGCGCGCCGCCAGUACACCCGGCGGUCUAUUGAUGAGCCAGCCAAGGUUGUCGAGUUUGACGACGUCAAUAAAGCAUUGACUAAAAAGGACGACAAUCUUGUUCUUGUGGACGUUCGGGAGCCUGACGAGUUCGCUCAGGGUCACAUCCCAACCGCGGUUAAUAUUCCUUUCCGGUCUUCUCCGGGCGCGUUAGGUCUCGACGCAGCGGAGUUUGAGGACGCAUUCGGAUUCAAGAAGCCUGCGACGGACAAAACCCUGCUGUUUUACUGCCAGGGUGGUGUCCGCUGCGAGGGCGCUGAACAGCUCGCGGCCACCUACGGCUAUCAGCACCGUCUCAACUACUCUGGUUCUUACCAGGACUGGGUUGACCAUAAAGGCGAGGUAGAGGUGCCCAAGGCCGCCAGCGAGGAAUCUAGUAAAGCCAAAGCCUCUGCUUAA